UGCUGCUGCCAGGGUGGCCCCCCAGUGCUCCCCUGGCCGGGUCUGUCCCCUCUGCCGCCCGAUCCCGGAGACCGGCUGGCCUUCCCCCGCCAGGCUUCUGGCUGUUUAUAAACAAUGACUUUUGCAGCCGAGACCUGCGGGCUCCCUAAGGAUGCAGCCACGUGACAGUGGGGGUGGGGGUCGGGGUGAGAGCGGCGGCGGCCUCUGGAGCUUCCCCCGCGCUUCCCUCCGAGUCCUGCAGCUCAUCCUUGCGGUCCCGGGCUAAGGAGGUCCUCCAGAAACUGGGGAAGGCGGAUGAGACAAAGGAUGAGCAGUUUGAACAGUGCGUCCAGAAUUUCAACAAGCAGCUGACCGAGGGCACCCGGCUGCAGAAGGAUCUCCGGACCUACCUGGCCUCGGUCAAAGCCAUGCACGAGGCCUCCAAGAAGCUGAACGAGUGUCUGCAGGAGGUGUACGAGCCUGACUGGCCUGGCAGGGAUGAAGCGAACAAGAUCGCUGAGAACAAUGACCUGCUCUGGGUGGAUUACCACCAGAAGCUGGUGGACCAGGCGCUGCUGACCAUGGACACGUACCUGGGCCAGUUCCCUGACAUCAAGUCACGCAUCGCCAAGCGUGGGCGGAAGCUGGUUGACUACGACAGUGCCCGGCACCAUUACGAGUCCCUCCAAACCGCCAAGAAGAAGGAUGAAGCCAAAAUUGCUAAGCCUGUCUCGCUGCUUGAGAAAGCCGCCCCCCAGUGGUGCCAAGGCAAACUGCAGGCUCAUCUCGUAGCUCAAACUAACCUGCUCCGAAAUCAGGCCGAGGAGGAGCUCGUCAAAGCCCAGAAGGUGUUUGAGGAGAUGAAUGUGGAUCUGCAGGAGGAGCUGCCGUCCCUGUGGAACAGCCGUGUGGGUUUCUAUGUCAACACAUUUCAGAGCAUCGCAGGCCUGGAGGAGAACUUCCACAAGGAGAUGAGUAAGCUCAACCAGAACCUCAACGACGUGCUGGUCAGCCUGGAGAAGCAGCACGGGAGCAACACCUUCACGAUCAAGGCCCAGCCCAGUGACAACGCCCCUGCGAAAGGGAACAAGAGCCCCUCUCCUCCUCCUGAUGGCUCCCCUGCCGCCACCCCCGAGAUUAGAGUCAACCACGAGCCCGAGCCGGCUGCUGCGGCCACCCCCGGGGCCGCCCUCCCCAAAUCCCCGUCUCAGCUCCGGAAAGGCCCACCGGUCCCUCCGCCUCCCAAACACACCCCGUGCACGGAGGUCAAGCAGCAGCAGACCCUCAGCCUGUUUGAGGACACAACUGUCCCUGAGAUCAGCGUGACCACCCCCUCCCAGUUUGAGGCCCCGGGGCCUUUCUCGGAGCAGGCCAGUCUGCUGGACCUGGACUUUGACCCCCUCCCACCUGUGGCAAGCCCUGUGAAGGCGCCCACGCCCUCUGGUCAGUCAAUUCCGUGGGACCUCUGGGAGCCCACAGAGAGUCCAGCUGGCAGCCUGCCUUCCAGGGAGCCCAGCGCUGCCGAGGGCACCUUUGCCGUGGCCUGGCCCAGCCAGACGGCCGAGCCGGGGCCUGCCCAACCAGCAGAGGCCUCGGAGGUGACGUGUGGGACCCACCCUGCGGUUGGAGCCCAGGAGCCCGGGGAGACGGCAGCAAGUGAAGCAGCCUCCAGCUCUCUCCCCGCGCUGGUGGUGGAGACCUUCUCGGCAGCUGUGAACGGCACUGUGGAGGGCGGCAGCGGGGCAGGGCGCCUGGACCUGCCCCCGGGGUUCAUGUUCAAGGUGCAGGCCCAGCACGACUACACGGCCACUGACACGGACGAGCUGCAGCUCAAAGCUGGGGACGUGGUGCUGGUGAUCCCCUUCCAGAACCCAGAGGAGCAGGAUGAAGGCUGGCUCAUGGGUGUGAAGGAGAGCGACUGGAAUCUGCACAAGGAACUGGAGAAGUGCCGGGGCGUCUUCCCCGAGAACUUCACCGCGAGGGUGCAGUGAGAGCAGAGCGGCUGGUGGUGCUGCGGAUGCGUGAACAGCAGCACCUUUUCCCGAAAAAUGUGUGUUUCUUUUUUUUUUUU
Molecule: messenger RNA, 2050 nt
Organism: Globicephala melas (long-finned pilot whale)
Lineage: Eukaryota; Metazoa; Chordata; Mammalia; Artiodactyla; Delphinidae
Gene: BIN1
Product: bridging integrator 1
Biological process (GO): regulation of endocytosis
Cellular component (GO): cytoplasm; plasma membrane; synaptic vesicle
Molecular function (GO): phospholipid binding; tau protein binding
Source: RefSeq, a predicted model, not a curated record